AUGCCGGCCGAAUCUCCCUUCGCGUCCGCAGCUGAGCUCCCCACCUGUACUAGCGACGCCUCCCCCGUCUCCUCCUCCUCCUCCGCCGGCCCCACCCGCGCCAACACCCCGGACCUGGAGCAGCACCCCGACCUCCGCGCCGUCAGCGACCGCGAAGAAGACGUCCUCUUCUUCGGCGGCGCCGAGAUUCUCGACAACGACAACGACGACGACGCGGGAGAAGAAGGCCCGAGCGUGCCGUCAUCGUCCGAGCGGGGCGGAGCGGUGCAGGGUCCGCUGACGAUUAUGGAGACGUUGGUCCGUGUGGAACGGGCGAGUGAGGUGGCUGUGGAGGCUCGAGAUGGCGGACGGAGGGCAGCGGGCCCGCGUCGUGGCUCGGAGGAUCAAGUGGGCGCUGGUGUAUAA
Messenger RNA from Letharia lupina, 405 nucleotides. RefSeq lists its product as uncharacterized. The coding region runs from base 1 to 405 and encodes 134 amino acids. NCBI's taxonomy places the organism in Eukaryota, Fungi, Ascomycota, Lecanoromycetes, Lecanorales, Parmeliaceae. The record is from RefSeq and is a predicted model, not a curated record. The transcript has 3 exons.